Molecule: messenger RNA, 342 nt
Organism: Rotaria sordida
Lineage: Eukaryota; Metazoa; Rotifera; Eurotatoria; Philodinida; Philodinidae
Source: the annotation of a GenBank genome assembly
AUGUGCUGGUCUUGUUGGUGGAUCAGGUUUGUUGCUGGUUCCAAUUAUGGAGAUCAUUAUGCCAUUUUUGAACAAGGUACAAGAAAUAAAGGUGUAGGAAUUGCUGGAAAAAAUAUUGCAAAUCCAUCUGGAGUUCGUUUUGCUGCUGCAAAUAUGCUCAAAUAUUUAGGAUUGGAACAACAUUGUUCAACUAUAAAAAAAAGCUAUAUUGGUGGUGCAUCAACACCACCACAAUUUGUUGAAUGUGUUUUAAAUGAAAUAGUUAAAAUGACACCAACAAUUGGUUUCAGUUAUGAAAUGCAGAAACCUAAUCUUGACCUUAGAUAUAAAACUGUUGAUUAG